UGUUAAAUCAAUAGUUUGACAAAAAUAUGAGCAUCUCCCGGGAGUCGGGACCCAAUCCAAGGUGUUCAGGUUAUAAGUAUGUGAUGCAAAGCUAGUUUCUCGGAAGAAGAAUAUAUAUAUAUGCUUGGAUUAGAAUCCUUGGGCUCGAAUCGAAGUGUGUGUGUGUUUGAGUGAGACGACCAAUCUUGAAAUGGAAUUCUCUGGGAGACACACAUCAUGUCUAUCGUCCCAGCAUGAAAAUUCAUCUUGGGCUGCAAACAAAGAAGGCCCCAGCGACGACAUGGAGUUGGAAGUGGUAACAGAAGAGUGCACAAAUGGCGGAGCUGCCGAAGAAGCACGCGAGAACAUGUUGCUGCUAGACGAUGACAACCUCUGGUUCCUGCAGAGACAAAAGGAUAUAAAUGGAAGGGUUGGUGUGAAGCCCCCGGCAAUAGAGGUGAGGUAUGAGAAACUUUGCGUGGAAGCAGAAAGCAGAUACUCCAGUGGUGCUACUCACCUGCCAACUCUGUGGAACAGCAUCAAGGCUGCUUACUCUGGUUUCAUCAUGUUAUUUGGGCUGAAGUCUGACGAUAAAGUAAAGAUAAACAUCCUAGAAGAUGUGAGCGGAAUCAUCAGACCCUGCAGAUUGACUCUUCUAUUAGGACCUCCUGGAUGUGGAAAAAGCACAUUGCUGCGAGCUCUUGCUGGCCAACUCGAUAAAUCUCUAAAGGCCACAGGGGAUAUUUCUUACAAUGGUUAUGGACUUGAUGAAUUUGCACCUGAGAAAACUGCUGCUUAUAUUAGCCAAUAUGAUCUGCACAUACCUGAGAUGACAGUACGGGAAACUUUAGACUUCUCUGCACGGUGCCAAUGUGUGGGGACUAGAGAUGAAAUACUUGAUGAAGUGAACAAAAGGGAGAAGAUGGCUGGGAUAAUACGUGGCCAUGAUAUACACAUGAAGGCAACAUCAAUUGGUGCUUCAGAGAAAAAGCUACAUACAGACAAUAUUUUGAAGAUCAUGGGGCUAGACAUAUGUGCAGACACCAUGGUUGGGGAUGCAAUGAGAAGAGGCAUAUCAGGGGGUGAGAAGAGAAGACUAACAACAGCGGAGCUGAUUAUUGGACCAGCAAAAGCAUUUUUCAUGGAUGAAAUAUCCAAUGGUUUGGAUAGCUCUACUACUUUCCGAAUAAUUAAGUGCUUUCAACAAUUGGCCAACAUCAAUGAAUGCACCAUGCUUAUUUCACUUCUUCAACCAACACCUGAGAUAUUUGAUCUAUUUGAUGACCUGAUCCUGAUGGCAGAAGGAAAGAUUAUCUACCAUGGCCCUCGAAAUGAAGCUCACAUUUUUUUUGAAGAAUCAGGUUUCAGAUGUCCAGAGAGAAAAGGGAUGGCUGACUUUCUGCAAGAGGUAUUGCACAAAAAGGACCAACGGAAGUACUGGUCUGGUACAGAGGAAUCUUACAGAUAUGUUUCUCCUCAUCAGUUGUCAAGCAUGUUUAAGAAAUAUCAGAAACUGACAAAAUUAGAAAAUCCUUCUGUAGCUCAGAAAAUCAAGAUGGGAAAGGAAUCUUUAUCUUUCAAUAACUAUUCACUAUCAACACUAGAACUAUUCAAAGCUUGUGGAGCAAGGGAAACACUUUUGAUUAAAAGGAGUAUGCCUUUUUAUGCCUUCAAAACUGUGCAGCUUUCCAUUGUUGCAGUCAUUACAAUGUCUGUAUUCUACCGGACUCAUAUGACAACAGAUUUGACUCAUGCAAAUUACUACAUGGGAGCAUUGUUUUAUUCCAUUUUAAUCAUUAUGCUAAAUGGAACCCCAGAGAUAAGCAUGCAAAUUGCGAGACUACCAAGUUUCUACAAACAAAGAGGAUAUCAUUUCUAUCCUUCGUGGGCAUAUGCAAUACCCGCUUCAAUCCUGAAGGUUCCUUUCUCCCUGUCAGACUCACUUGUAUGGAUAUGCAUCACUUAUUAUGGUAUUGGUUACACAUGUACAGCUUCGAGGUUAUUCUACCAAUUUCUGAUACUUUGUCUUCUCCAUCAAUCAGUAACAUCAUUAUACCGAUUUAUUGCUUCUCAUGCUCAAACACACAUUUUGUCUUUUCUCUACCAUUUCAUGUCUGUAGCGCUCUUACAAUUGUUUGGAGGCUUCAUUCUUCCCAAGUCCUCUAUGCCAGGAUGGUUAAGCUGGGGAUUUUGGGUAUCUCCAUUGUCCUAUGCACAAAUCAGCAUAGCCAUCAAUGAAUUCCUUGCACCAAAAUGGCAAAAGGAAACUAUGCAAAACAAGACGGUAGGGAACCAAAUCUUGAUUAACCAUAGCCUCGACUAUAGCUGGGAAUUUUACUGGAUAUCUGUUGGAGUCCUGCUUGGAUACACCUUUUUCUUUUACAUAGCUUUUGGACUAGCAUUAGCUUACAGAAAACCUAUACAAUUUCAAGCAUAUCGUGGAAACAUGCCUAGAAAGUGCUCCACUAAUGGACAAGAAGAAGAGAUCAAUAUCAAAAAAGAAUCUGAUGAUCAUGCAAAUAAUGUGCCCCAAAAAGCAAAGAUGGCUAUGCCAACUAUGCAACUUGCACUUACAUUCUGCAAUCUGAACUACUAUGUUGAUACACCACCGGAAAUGCUAAAACAAGGUUGCACAACAAGAAGACUUCAACUACUUAAUAAUGUAAAUGGUGCAUUUCGCCCAGGUGUUCUUUCUGCAUUGAUGGGUGUCAGCGGAGCUGGAAAGACAACUCUACUAGAUGUAUUGGCAGGAAGGAAAACAGGAGGAUAUAUUGAAGGAGACAUAAGAAUAGGUGGAUAUCCCAAGGUGCAAGAAACAUUUGUCAGAAUCUUGGGUUAUUGUGAGCAAGUUGACAUACAUUCUCCACAGCUUACAGUGGAAGAAUCUGUAACUUAUUCAGCUUGGCUCCGUCUGCCUUCGAAGGUUAAUGAAAAAACUAGAUCUGAAUUUGUGGAUGAAGUCCUAAAAACUGUUGAGUUGGAUGAAAUAAAAUAUACUUUAGUUGGGAGGCCAGGAAUGGAUGGAUUGUCCUUGGAGCAGCGAAAAAGGCUAACAGUUGCAGUUGAACUUGUUUCAAACCCUUCUGUCAUACUAAUGGAUGAACCAACUACAGGACUAGAUGCUAGAUCAGCAGCAAUUGUUAUACGUGCAGUAAAAAAUAUUUCUGAAACAGGAAGAACAGUAGUAUGUACAAUUCAUCAGCCUAGCACUGAAAUUUUUGAGGCUUUUGAUGAGCUUAUAUUAAUGAAAAAUGGCGGAAAUAUAAUCUAUAAUGGACCCAUAGGAGAGCAAUCUUGCAAAGUGAUUGAGUAUUUUGAGAAAAUUUCUGGAGUCCCAAAAAUUGAGAGAAAUAGCAACCCUGCUACUUGGAUGAUGGAGGUAACAUCAACAUCCAUGGAGGCUCAAUCCAAUAUAGACUUCGCAAGUACUUACCAAGAAUCGUCAUUGCACAGGGAGAGGCAAGAGCUUGUUAAGCAACUAAGUACUCCACUACCAAAUUCAGAAAACUUGUGUUUCUCCAAUUGUUUUCGGCAAAAUGGAUGGGGGCAAUUCAAAGCUUGCCUAUGGAAACAGAACAUAAUUUACUGGAGAAGCCCUCAAUACAAUUUGAACCGUAUGGUGAUCACAAUACUGAUAGCAUUGAUCUUGGGAGUAUUGUACUGGAGAUAUGCAAAGAUGUUAAACAAUGAGCAGGAUCUAUUCAAUGUUCUUGGUUCGAUGUAUAUGGGGGUCAUACAACUUGGUGUUUACAGUGAUAUGUCAAUUAUAUCAUUCAGUACAACAGAGCGCAUUAUAAUGUACCGUGAGAAAUUUGCAGGAAUGUACUCUUCCUGGUCAUACUCAUUUGCACAGGCAGCCAUAGAGAUCCCUUAUGUAUUUAUCCAAGUGCUACUCUAUACAUUCAUCAUCUACCCAACAAUUGGCUAUUAUUGGACAGCAUACAAACUCAUAUGGUUCUUCUACACCACCUUUUGCUCACUUCUUUCUUAUAUUUAUGUUGGAUUGCUGCUUGUUUCAAUAACCCCAAAUGUUCAAGUUGCCACCAUACUGGGAACAUUUUUCAAUACAAUGCAGGCACUAUUCUCAGGAUUUAUUUUACCUGCACCUCAAAUUCCGAAGUGGUGGAAGUGGAUGUAUUACCUUGUCCCUACAUCUUGGGUACUCAAUUCCAUGUUGACCUCCCAGUAUGGAAACGUAGACAAGGAGAUCAAAGCCUUUGGAGAAACAAAAACUGUUGCUGUUUUCUUGAAUGACUAUUUCAGAUUUCAUCAGGACAGGAUGGGCGUAGUAGCAGCCGUUAUCACUGCAGUCCCUGUUGUAUUUGUUACUCUUUACUCUCUGUCAGUUGAAAAAUUAAGCUUCCAAAAGAGGUAAACAUAUGUUCUGAAACUAAUGGUGACAUAUAUGUAUGCAUGUGACAAGUGUUAAGAUAUGAAUUUUCCUUAUUAAUUAAGGAGCAAAACCUGUGAAGGAAUGAUUCCACUGAUGAAAAAACAAGUUAUAUUUUGUGUUA
This is a messenger RNA of Sorghum bicolor (sorghum), 4493 nucleotides long. RefSeq names its product ABC transporter G family member 50. The coding region runs from base 191 to 4354 and encodes 1387 amino acids. Lineage: Eukaryota; Viridiplantae; Streptophyta; Magnoliopsida; Poales; Poaceae. The transcript is spliced from 24 exons. Gene Ontology annotation, cellular component: membrane. Gene Ontology annotation, molecular function: ATP binding; ABC-type transporter activity; ATP hydrolysis activity. The record is from RefSeq and is a predicted model, not a curated record.